Messenger RNA from Sapajus apella (tufted capuchin), 4885 nucleotides. It is a transcript of the gene LRRC32, whose product is annotated as leucine rich repeat containing 32. NCBI's taxonomy places the organism in Eukaryota, Metazoa, Chordata, Mammalia, Primates, Cebidae. Bases 817 to 2805 code for a protein of 662 amino acids. The record is from RefSeq and is a predicted model, not a curated record. Gene Ontology annotation, molecular function: protein binding. The transcript has 3 exons.
CGCACUGUCGAGCGCCCCUUGCGAGAGCAGGCCGGGAGCUGGUCUCACGGGACGGCCCCCCAAAACCUCCCCUCCCGCUGCCCACAUUGCGCGCGUGGAGCUGUGGCAGAUCCUCCCUCGCUCCCGGGGAGGCCCCCAAGGCUCCGGUCUCGGCGCAUCUUUCCCGCAAAGGGGUGAAGCUGGAGUUCCCGUUUGACAGCUGGGAAAAAAAUGGCCUGAAGACCGGGACUUGCCCAGGAACACACAGCUAGGCAAGGGCAGACUGGAAUUUGAAUUCAGGUUUCUUGCAACACUCCCAUCCUGGCUAGGCGUGGUGCUGCCCAUCCCACAACACUAGAUGGCCUGCCCACCUCUUGUAGUGGGGUGAGGGGCACCUACCGCUCUCCAAGGGGCUCUGAAGCCAGCCUUCUUCAUGGGUGGUAAGAUGUGAGGGACUCCCACCCCCACCCCGAGCUGCCUGAAAUUCCGCCAUCACAGCCACAUUCCUUUGGGUUAAGGUCUAAUUCCCCCGUGGGAUGCACAUGUCUCCAAAACGAGGCUUGUCCUUAGUGAUUCACUGCUCUACAGGAACGUCCGCAGCAGCUCUCCCAGGACCCCACUCUGCCAGUAAGUCAGCCGAGGCCAAGAGGAGGGAGAGAAAGGACCUCCCAGCCCAGACUGUGAGCUAGUCAGCCCUGCUCCUGCGUGGGAGGGGUCGUUAGCAGGGCUUAGGGAAGGAGACCUUGGUCUGGUAUCGUGGAAACAUUUGCUCUGGAGGCAGAUGAACUGGAUUCUGAUCCUGACUCUGCUAUUUGCUCCUUGUGUGACUUUGGAGCCAUGAGCCCCCAGAUCCUGCUGCUUCUGGCCCUGCUGACCCUAGGCCUGGCUGCGCAACACCAAGAAAAAGUGCCCUGUAAGAUGGUAGACAAGAAGGUCUCAUGCCAGGGCCUGGGCCUGCUUCAGGUCCCCUUGGGGCUCCCACUGGACACCGAGACCCUCGAUCUAUCUGGGAACCAGCUGCAGAGUAUCCUGGUCUCUCCCCUGAGCCUCUACACGGCACUUCGUCACCUCGACCUGAGCAGCAACGAGAUCAGUUCCCUCCAGCCAGGAGCCUUCCAGGCCCUGCCCUACCUGCAGCACCUCAGCCUGGCCCACAACCGGCUGGCAGUGGGCACUGUACUGAGUACUGGCGGCCUGGGCCCCCUGCCACACGUGACCUCCCUGGACCUGUCUGGGAACAGCCUGUACAGCGGCCUGCUGGAGCAGCUGCUGGAGGAGGCGCCCCGCCUGCAUACCCUCUCACUGGCGGAGAACAGUCUGACUCGCCUCACCCACCACACCUUCCGGGGCAUGCCUGCGCUAGAGCGGCUUGACCUACAUAGCAACGUGCUGAUGGACAUCGAGGACGGCGCCUUCGAAGCCCUGCCCCGCUUGAUCCAUCUCAACCUCUCCAGGAAUUCCCUCACCUGCAUCUCUGACUUCAGCCUCCAGCAGCUGCGGGUGCUGGACCUGAGCUGCAACAGCAUCGAGACCUUUCAGACGGCCCCCAAGCCCCAGGCCGAGUUCCAGCUCACCUGGCUUGACCUGCGGGAGAACAAACUGCUCCAUUUUCCUGACCUGGCCGUGUUCCCGAGACUCAUCUACCUGAACAUGUCCAAUAACCUCAUCCGGCUCCCCACAGGGCCACCCCAGCACAGCAAGGCCAUCCACGCACCUUCCGAGGGCUGGUCAGCCCUGCGCCUCUCAAACCCCAGGGGGAACGCCAGCGCCCACCCCCUUUCCCAGCUCUCGAAUCUGGAUUUGAGCUACAAUGAGAUUGAGCUCAUCCCCGACAGCUUUCUUGAGCACCUGACCUCCCUGUGCUUCCUGAACCUCAGCCGAAACUGUUUGCGGGCUUUUGAGGCCCGGCGCUCAGGCUCCCUGCCCUGCCUGAUGCUCCUGGACUUAAGCCACAAUGCCCUGGAGGCACUGGAACUGGGCACCAGAGCCCUGGGGUCCCUGCGGACGCUGCUCCUUCAGGGCAAUGCCCUGCGGGACCUGCCCCCAUACACCUUUGCCAACCUGGCCAGCCUGCAGCAUCUCAACCUGCAGGGGAACCGGGUCAGCCCCUGUGGGGGUCCGGAUGAGCCUGGCCCCUCCAGCUGUGUGGCCUUCUCCGGCAUCUCCUCCCUCCGCAGCCUGAGCCUGGUGGAUAAUGAGAUAGAGAUGCUCAGGGCAGGGGCCUUCCUCCGAACCCCACUGACUGAGCUGGACCUCUCUUCCAACCCUGGGCUAGUGGUGGCCAGGGGGGCCUUGGCAGGUCUGGAGGUCUCCUUGGAGGUCCUGGCACUGCAGGGCAAUGGGCUGGCGGUCCUGCAGGUGGACCUGCCCUACUUCAGCUGCCUCAAGCAGCUCAAUCUUGCCGAGAACCGCCUGAGCCACCUUCCCGCCUGGACACAGGCCGUGUCACUGGAGGUGUUGGACCUGCGGAACAACAGCUUCAGCCUCCUGCCAGGCAGUGCCAUGGGUGGCCUGGAGACCAGCCUCCGGCGCCUCUACCUGCAGGGGAAUCCACUCAGCUGCUGCGGCAAUGGCUGGCUGGCAGCCCAGCUGCACCAGGGCCGAGUGGACGUGGACGCCACCCAGGACCUGAUCUGCCGCUUCAGCUCUCAGGAGGAGGUGUCUCUGAGCCACGUGCGUCCCGAGGACUGUGAGAAGGGGGGGCUCAAGAACAUCAACCUCAUUAUCAUCCUCACCUUCAUACUGGUCUCUGCCAUCCUCCUCACCACGCUGGCCACCUGUUGCUGCCUCCGCCGACAGAAGUUUAAUCAACAAUAUAAAGCCUAAAGAAGCCGGGAGACACUCUAGGUCAGUGCAGGAGCCUGAGGUACAGAGAAGAGUGAGGCCUGACUCAAGGUCACACAGUGACCCAGGGUCCCAGAAUGCUGGUCCCCAAAUCGCAGCCCAGUACUUCUUUCUCUGCCACCUGCUGCAUCAGCAGGUGACUCCCUUCCCGGGCUGCACUUUGGGUCCAGCUGUGGAAGCCAGAGGUUGGGCGGUUUCAGGGACAGCAGAGAAUAAUGUUGACCCAUCAGAUCAACAAAUCUUCAAUGAGCAUCUAUUUUGUGCCACACCCUGCUCUGGGCACUGGGAAUGCUGGGAAAUGAGAUAUAUUCCUGCCCUCGAGAAUCUCCCAGUCUGGUAGGAGGGGUUGCUGCAGAGCCACACAGUGACCACGCAGUGUGCUCAGGGCUCAGGGCCUGAGGAGUGAAAGCCCAGGGGUCUGGAGCUCGGCAGGCCCUGCUGGUUCAGGCCAGAGUCCGGCUCCGGCAGUGCCAGGGCCAGGGAGGGCCAAGCCUGGGAGGAUUUGUCUGAGACAUUUCAAAGCAGACUGUUUGUCACAUCCGAUAAUGACUUUCAGCCGCUCUGAAAAUGAAGCGCUUAUGACCGAAAGAGAGAACUGGAGCCGUCCGAGUGUGUCUUGGAUCUGGUGCUGUUAGGUGGGCUGUGGCGGCUCCAGCAGGGUCUGGUUAAGGGGUCCAGCCCAGCGCUGGGCCAUUCUGUCUCCUGCCCUGGACAGGCCCUCUCUCUACCUGGCACUCUCAUGUUGCACACCCUGACCCUAGUACUGCUCUAAGCCCCUCCCUGCCCAGCCCCGCUUCUCCAUCCCAGCCCCACCUUGGCUGCUGCGCCAGGAGCUAGAAUCUUAGAUGUCUGGUUCUGUUUUGCACCAGCUUGGCAGAUGUGGAUGUGAAUCGAGCCUUGUGUCUGCCCCUAUAUGACAGCCCCUAGAGGUUGGUAUUUUAUGCCUAUUUUAUAAAAGAGGAAACUGAAGUUCUGCAAAUCUCCCUUCAGGGCCCCAGCUAACUAAUGCCAUAGGUGAGAUUCAAACCCUCAUCCUUCUGUCUCCAGGGCCUGGAUCUUUGCCACUGCAAGGGCUGCAGGCCAUUAAGAGGACAGGAAGUGGUCCCACAUAGCCCAAGCAGGGUCUGGAAGCAUCUUGUGCCAUGCACAUCUGCUCUCUCCUCUCUCCCAGGCAGGCAGCCGCAGGCUCUCUCCUCCUCCUUAUUUCCCUCCUCCCCUCAUUUGCACCCUGGUAUGGGUUCGCCUGUUCUCUCCUUGCUCUUGCAUUCUCUCACUCCCUUUUCCUCUAUUGAGCAGAGCCUGGAGUUUGAGACUAUUGAAUCCAGCCCCGGCCCAUUGCAUAGAUGGGGAAACUGAGGUUCAGAAAGAGAAUGAAACAGAGAGCUGUACAAGUCAAUGUCAGAAGAGUCAGACCUUAUUUGGUGGGAUGAGAUGGGGGUUGGACCAGAGUGAUGUCCUCUCUUGGCUGUCACAUCACAAGAUAAUGCUGGCUCCAAACUUCCUUUCUGUAUGUCAUCUUGCAAGGAUUUUUUUUUCCCUCUAAAAAAGCAGGUAGAAUUGCUCACCCAGAUGACCCCUGUCCCUCAUACCAUGGAGUCAUGAACUGUCUGGGAAGAAUGGAAGCCCUGGGACCAACCCAAGACCCUGUGUGACUGUCUUCAUCAGCUUACCUGUGCUUGGCCCACAGUCUGGCUCAUGAUGUGAACUCAGUAAUGUGUGAUAAAAUGAAAACGCCACGUCUCCAUCCCAUUUUGCAGAUAAGAACACCAAGGCCCGGAGGAGUUAAGGGAGAGUCAAUGGGCAGAGAGCCAGGGCUAGGCCCCGGUGAUGCAUGGAGCAGCCAGGCAGACCCAGUCCUGGCUGGGAUCAGGACCACAGGUGCUACUGCACAUAACGCUCUUCCUUAGGCCUGGAGGCCAAGGUAUGGGUUCCCACGCCUGAUCUUUGAAAACACUACACAAUGCUGCUGUCAAUUCCCAGGACCCAGGCCACAGCCCAGGCCUAGGGCCCAGCUCUUUGUAUAACCUACCUGAAUGUAUUAAAAGCAUAUUUUGGAGAAGCA